GUGUGUAUGACUGCGGGAGCUCAGCAAAAGUACGUUCAAAUCGAUAUGACGACACAAACUUUAUAAAUGAAAGUCGCUGUCAGCUGAGCUCCCAGUUGAUCGGUCACAGACCACAGUGGAACGUUCGGCUACAGUGAGAGCCAACGUUUAGUUAUUCUUAAAUAAAUUAUCUCCAACUUCAACAAGUUUCAUAAGUGUUUUGUGUCAUCGAUUACAUAAAAAUCGUAAAAUGCCUUGUCCGUUUUUGGGAUCGUUGAACCAAGCGUUCGUGAAAAAUUAUGGUGCGACCCUGAUGAAGCAGUACGGAAAUUAUUGCCCGAUUAUAUCUCGUGGAUUUCGUUCUUUGGGAAAUGACGAAACCAAAUGCCCCUUCAUUCAGCAAAACUCUAUCAUUUCGGAAGCUCCUAAGGAAAUGACCGAGGACAUCGCCGAACCUGCGACUCCGUACCACUACGAGAACUUUUUCCACGACCAGAUCAACGCUAAAAAAAGGGACUACUCCUAUCGCGUUUUUAGAAAGGUGUCUCGUCUGGCUGCUGAUGGAGUAUAUCCGAAAGCCCUGGAGGGGCCUGAAAAUCGUAGAGUAACUGUCUGGUGUGCCAACGACUACUUAGGGACGUCCCGUCACCCAACUGUGCAGGAUGCUGCUGUCAACGCUAUCAAAUCCUAUGGAACAGGAGCAGGUGGUACAAGGAAUAUUGCUGGAAACUCCCAGAUGACUGAGAAGCUUGAAGGAGAAAUUGCAAAACUGCAUAAGAAGCCUGCAGCAUUAAUAUUUAGUUCUUGCUUUGUAGCUAACGACGCUACUUUAUCUACAUUAGCAAAAAUACUGCCUGAUUGCAUAGUUUACUCGGAUGCAGGAAACCACGCUUCUAUGAUACAAGGAAUCCGGAACAGCCGAGCCCCUAAGCAUAUCUUCAGGCACAACGAUCCAAACCACCUACGGAAGUUAUUGGCCGACUCUCCCAAAGGUGUACCAAAGCUAGUUGUAUUUGAAACUGUUCAUUCCAUGAGUGGUGCUAUAUGUCCUUUAGAAGAAAUGUGCAAUAUAGCACAUGAUUAUGGAGCUUUAACUUUUGUUGAUGAAGUGCAUGCUGUUGGCUUGUAUGGAAAACAUGGUGCGGGCAUAGGAGAAGAGAGAGGUUUGCAAGACAAACUAGACAUUGUAUCGGGGACACUGGGAAAGGCUUAUGGUAAUGUCGGAGGAUAUAUCGCAGGUUCCUCCCUCCUCGUGGACACUAUAAGGUCUCUAGCACCGGGUUUCAUUUUUACUACAGCAUUACCGCCACCAGUUCUGGCUGGCUCCCUGGCAGCUAUAAGGCUUUUAGCUAGUGAAGAAGGACGGAAUCUACGAGCUAAGCACCAGGCCAUAGUGCGCUAUUUGAAACUGUCAUUGCUCGUGGCCGGUUUGCCACAGUUACCAUCCGUGAGUCACAUAGUGCCCGUUCCUAUCAAAGGGGCCGAUAAAGUGGCCCUCGUUGCUGAAUCUCUAAUGAAGAGGGGCCACUACGUGCAGGCUAUCAACUAUCCCACGGUGGCGCGCGGCGAUGAGCGGCUGCGGUUCGCGCCGGGCCCCUACCACACGCCCGAAAUGAUAGACAACCUGAUCACGGCACUCAUUGAAUCAUUCCAUGAGAAUAACAUACGCUUCAGUGAGUUUAUGAUAAACGGCACUUGCCGCGAAUGCAGCAUGGAGUACAAGGUGGACAUCGGCUAUGAGGAGCCCCUCAAAUACCCGAUGCAAGUCGCCUAGACCUUGACCUUGACCUUGAACUAGCGAAAUUUUUAUUUAUUUGAAUUAUGGUUGAUGGUUAGGGAAAAAAAAAUUAAAUGCAUGGCAAUGGU
Molecule: messenger RNA, 1845 nt
Organism: Bombyx mandarina (wild silkworm)
Lineage: Eukaryota; Metazoa; Arthropoda; Insecta; Lepidoptera; Bombycidae
Gene: Alas
Product: 5-aminolevulinate synthase
Biological process (GO): hemoglobin biosynthetic process; erythrocyte development; heme biosynthetic process
Cellular component (GO): mitochondrion
Molecular function (GO): pyridoxal phosphate binding; 5-aminolevulinate synthase activity
Source: RefSeq, a predicted model, not a curated record